Zymoseptoria tritici IPO323 is the source of this 942-nucleotide messenger RNA. RefSeq lists its product as uncharacterized. The coding region runs from base 1 to 942 and encodes 313 amino acids. NCBI's taxonomy places the organism in Eukaryota, Fungi, Ascomycota, Dothideomycetes, Mycosphaerellales, Mycosphaerellaceae. Gene Ontology annotation, molecular function: protein binding. The record is from RefSeq and is a predicted model, not a curated record. The transcript has a single exon.
AUGUCGCAACAGACCGCAGCCGAAGGAGGCUCAGCUGCGCAAGAUCCACAAGUCAACCACGAAACGAACGAAGCCAGCCGCAAAGACGGCACUACAAUGGUGCCUCCCGACUCCACGAACGCCCACAUCUCUAUAAAAGCCAAUCAACAUGCGACAAUGUCCUCUGCGACUCCUUCUUCCACUGCUGCAGCCGACUGGGACAACAGCGCCGCUUGCCGGGUAUUCGAGACUCCCGAGCUUUGCGAGAUGAUUCUGUCUUCCGUCAAACCCAUCGAAAUUCUGCGCACUCGCCAGCUGAGCAAGCAUUUCUCCCGCGUCAUCUACAACUCCGUGACACUCAUGCGCAUGAUCUUCCUCUCGCCUACAAACGCAGGACCCAGCGGUAACGCCCCAUUCCGAGAUGCUAGAUACGGAUACCGAGACGGCGGACGCAACUACGACGCUCCCUACAUCCUCAAUCUGGUGCAACGCAACCCUUUCGUCUUCGAUGGCGUCAACACAAGCUGGUCCACAGGCGCACUAAGCCUGAAGCAGAAGUUCGAAGAGUACAUCAUGAGCGACGCAGAGGACCUCCCGGGUGGGGAAAUGUUCAUUACAAACCCUCCAGUCAAGUCGGUACAUUUCUCUCUUGGGGACUACGAGGUCUGUGACGACGACAUUCGCCACAUGCAUUGUGCUUGGGGCGAGAGGACCCACGUCUCACACCUUUGGAAGUCUUGCUUCCACGUUCCCGUCGGUGGAAUUGCGACUACAGACGGCGUGAAGGUGAAGCAUUUGGUGGAGUUCUUGCAGUGGAAGCUGUCGGUUGCCAAUGCAGACGGCGAGCGAAGGUUCACCAUUCAGGACUGUAUUGUGCAGCUCCCGGUGCCAUUCGAGGUCGUCGGCGAUGAGACGGAUCAGAACGCUCCGGGGAUCGGCCAGAUGAGUUAUGCCUGGAUGUAG